Molecule: messenger RNA, 2259 nt
Organism: Aspergillus terreus NIH2624
Lineage: Eukaryota; Fungi; Ascomycota; Eurotiomycetes; Eurotiales; Aspergillaceae
Exons: 7
Coding region: 1-2259 (752 amino acids)
Biological process (GO): regulation of DNA-templated transcription
Cellular component (GO): nucleus
Molecular function (GO): DNA-binding transcription factor activity, RNA polymerase II-specific; transcription cis-regulatory region binding; zinc ion binding
Source: RefSeq, a predicted model, not a curated record
AUGGUUCUCGCUAACGAGGAGAUGGGCGACGCGCAGAUUGAACCUCAUCAAAGCAAGACCUCCUCCCAUGCGAGACAAGCUGCAUGCCUCAACUGUAGACGCAGCAAGAUCCGCUGCAAUCGAACCGAAGGCAGCGCAGCAUGCGACAAAUGCAGACAGGCUAGCCUAGACUGCGUGGUGCCCAGCCACCACGUGGGCAGGCAAAAGGGCGUCAAAAACAAACGCAAAGGACUGGAGAAAGCCCUGCACCAGAUAGAGCAGGCUAUUAAGCGGCCCAAGUCCGAUGCGACGGGGUCCGAUGCGGCUCAAAGGAUCAUCUCAAACCUCCAGGAGCUAUUGAAUAAGACCCAGCAGGGGCAGUCGCAGCAGCUGCAGAGCGAGACCGAUGAGCUCUCGGAGGGGCCCGAGCAGUCGAAUUCUUUCCCGUCACCCCGCGAUAUAAAUGCGGGAGAUAAUCUGUCGCUGGACGAUGCAGAGAACCCUCUCCAGCUACUGGCGCGCGCCUCUGACCUACAGUUAUCACCGGCGGAAACGCGCGAGACCUCGAGAUGGCAUCCGUCCACAUCCGUCCAGCCCACAGCCCUACCGAGGAGUAGCCUCAAUGGCAAUGAGCCGUCUGCCAAGUCUUUUUUUGUCCCCGUCAGGGCGAGUCUGGAUGUCGGUCCGGACAUGGAUCCCAUUGACGUGGGAUUGGUGACCUCGAAUGAAGCCGAGUCGCUGUUCUCAUUUUUUUAUCAAAACCUUGCACACACCCGAUGGGGCCUGGACCCCCUGGUGCACACAGCGGCGUUCGUGCGCUCCCAAUCCGCCUUUCUUUUCACCUCGAUCAUGGCUGCGGCUGCCUUGUUUCUGCCCUCCGCGGUGGCGUUAUCCAAGAGACUCUCCAGACACUGCAAGUCCCUGGCCCACAAGGUGAUCUCGCAACGGCUGAGAUCGGUCGAGAUUGUCCUCGCUUUCAUGGUGAACGUGCCCUGGAUGGCGCCGGGGGCGUGUCUGGGUGACGACGAUACCUGCAGUUAUAUUGCGAUGGCGCUCACGGUUGCGUUGGAUCUGUCCCUGAAUAAGAUCAUUGUACCGUCGAUAAGCUUUGAUAAUGAGCUCUUAAGGAAGCUACCCAAGGCCGAUAGCAUUGAUGCCAGGAGAGCCUUGCAUAUCGAUGGAUUCGAUGGUGUGGAUCCUUCAUCUGAAUGGGGGCAAAGGCUCCUGCGCAGACGGGAAAGGACUUGGAUUGCAUUAUUUGUUCUUGAGAGAGGUGUAUGUCUUGCGCGCGGACGCAACUACACCGUCCCGCCUACUGCUCUUAUUGAAAACUGCGAUAGGUGGCAUGUUUCUGACUAUGCGGACUCUCGCGAUGGAGCGAUGACUUCGAUGGCGGUGUUGAGAAGAAAUUUGGUAUACACCUUUCGCUAUUCGCCCUCUUUCGUCAAAUCCAGCUGUGAUAAUUAUCAAACGGGUGAUACUGGGUCUGAAGCUGCUCAGUCAAUCAAAACGAUGAUAGAAAGCUUUUAUGAUCGAUGGUAUGAGAUGUGGGCCCCAGAAAUCGGGGAAGGCCAAACUCUUUCUCUCCCGCCAUACGUCGAGAUUCUGGUCAUACAUACUCGUCUAUCGACGUACGGCGGCGUGAUCAAUCACCCGACAGCGCCCCUUGAAGUGAAGCGCUUCUUCCGUGCAGCAGGUCUGUCGUCUGCCCUGAAUGUAAUGAGAGCAGCCAUCCAGGGAGAGUCGAGACUAAAGUCGAUGCCGAACAACACGGUUAUCAUGAUCUCCUUCGCCGCAUGCUCCGCGCUGAGUCUCAGCGUGAUGCCAGAAGAUAGCCGGUCUAGCCUGGCACCAAGCGUACGAAAUCUGAUCGAGGAGACCGCAGGCGUGCUCGAGCGAAUCGGUGCAACUCCUAGCCAUAGAAAUGGCGCAUCCGUUCUUUAUGGACGAUUUUUGCGAGAGCUUGUCCGUCGGGGUCCCAUCAACUCUGCCACCCAGAGCCACAACGAGCCGCGAAUGGCGCCAUCUGGGACGACAUUACCGCCCUCUACUACGCUAGAGGGAUACGCUCAUAUCCCUCCCGCCACACAGCCUCCUUUUUCGGCGCCUCUGUUCUGGUCGGAGCCGUUGCAUUUCUCUGCAAUGUCCGACGACCAGAUUAUCGACGCGGUCAACCGGGCGGGCGGCGCGUUCGGAACGAGCUUUCCCGAUGUCCCGCUCGACGAUAUGCUGAGCUGGGAAUGGCUGGACCUUGGCAAUACGGCGGAUUUCAGCUUCUAG